UUAUUUAGAUUUUAUCAAGCAAAGAGUAAUAUAACACAUUUUCAAGGAGGAAAAAAAAUAAUUACAAAGUAGAAAUGAAGGUUGUUGAAGUUCUUCACAUGAAUGGAGGAAAUGGAGACAUUAGCUAUGCAAAUAAUUCCUUGGUUCAGAAAAAGGUGAUUCUCAUGACAAAGCCAAUAAGAGAUCAAGCCAUAAGUGAUCUCUAUUGUAACCUAUUCCCAGAAACAUUAUGCAUUGCUGAUUUGGGUUGUUCUUCUGGAGCGAACACUUUUCUAGUGGUAUCAGAGCUUGUUAAAGUCGUUGAAAAAGAACGAAAAAAACACGAUCUACAAUCACCAGAGUUUUAUUUUCACUUCAAUGAUCUCCCUGGAAAUGAUUUUAACGCGAUUUUUCGAUCGUUAGGGGAAUUUGAACAAAAUUUGAAAAAACAAAUUGGAGAAGAAAUUGGUGCAUGUUUUUUUAGUGGUGUGGCUGGUUCAUUUUAUACUAGACUUUUUCCAUCAAAAAGUUUGCAUUUUGUUCACUCAUCUUAUAGUCUUAUGUGGCUAUCUCAAGUUCCUAAUUUAAUUGAAAAGAACAAGGGGAACAUUUACAUGGCAAGUACAAGUCCACCAAGUGUUAUAAAAGCAUAUUAUAAGCAAUAUGAAAAAGAUUUUUCAAUUUUUUUGAAAUAUCGUUCAGAAGAAUUGAUGAAAGGUGGAAAAAUGGUAUUAACAUUUUUAGGAAGAGAAAGUGAAGAUCCUUUUAGCAAAGAAUGUUGUUAUAUUUGGGAGCUUUUAUCCAUGGCUCUUAAUGAAUUGGUUUUAGAGGGAUUGAUUGAAGAAGAGAAAGUGGAUUCAUUUAAUAUUCCUCAAUAUACACCAUCACAAGGAGAAGUUAAAUAUAUAGUUGAUAAAGAAGGUUCAUUCACUAUAAAUAUAUUGGAAACUACAAGAGUUCAUUGGAAUAAUGCUUCUAAUAAUAUUGAAAAUAUUAAUAAUGAUGGUUACAAUGUGUCAAAGUGCAUAAGAGCUGUGGCUGAGCCUUUGCUUGUGAGCCAAUUUGAUCCAAAUUUGAUUGAUUUAGUCUUCCGAAAGUAUGAAGAGAUUGUUUCCAAGUGUAUGGCUAAAGAGAAUACUGAGUUUAUAAAUGUCACUGUCUCCUUGACCAAGAAAAAGUAAGAACGAUUAAUGUUAAAGGCGAAUCUAGAAUAAGUCUAGUAAAUUUGUGAGCCGUGAAUUUUAUCUGAAUUUAAAUUAGUCAUGAAAACUAAUUUCCUUCAUUUAUUUAGCAUUUUAUAUGUGUGUGGUGUAAGUGCUAAUUUAUGUAAUUUUGUCUAAUGUGCUUUUAACUAUGCCUCUCCAAUAAAUCUUGUUCCAAUGGAAUAUAUCCUAGUGUAUUUGGUAUUCAUGAUCAAUGGAGAAAAUGAUGUUGUGUUGUUUUUAUUA
This is a messenger RNA of Solanum pennellii, 1427 nucleotides long. Its product is annotated as salicylate carboxymethyltransferase-like. Gene Ontology annotation, biological process: methylation. NCBI's taxonomy places the organism in Eukaryota, Viridiplantae, Streptophyta, Magnoliopsida, Solanales, Solanaceae. The coding region runs from base 75 to 1160 and encodes 361 amino acids. The record is from RefSeq and is a predicted model, not a curated record. Gene Ontology annotation, molecular function: S-adenosylmethionine-dependent methyltransferase activity. The transcript has 4 exons.